Cylas formicarius (sweet potato weevil) is the source of this 5819-nucleotide messenger RNA. RefSeq names its product nuclear pore complex protein Nup160 homolog (gene Nup160). The transcript has 22 exons. The coding region runs from base 186 to 4385 and encodes 1399 amino acids. Lineage: Eukaryota; Metazoa; Arthropoda; Insecta; Coleoptera; Brentidae. The record is from RefSeq and is a predicted model, not a curated record. Gene Ontology annotation, molecular function: structural constituent of nuclear pore. Gene Ontology annotation, cellular component: nuclear pore.
GUGAAUUAGGUUAUAUUUUUAAUUCCAAUAUAAAUUGUAUAAAUAAUAACAUGUAUGCUAGUCUCCCUUAAUGCGCCUUGCGAGCCAAUUGGUCACCACUCAGUAGCAUUGCUUAUUUGCAACUAUAAGUGUCGUUAAAAUAUAAAAAUUCUAAGCGACAAUUCGGUAUUUUUUGAAGCCAAAUAAUGACCGAAUUCACUCUGUGCUAUAGAGAAGUGGUCCCGGAUCAACCCUUACACGAGUAUUGGAAAGAUGUUUCUCUAACCACAGGUAGUAGUGGCACGCAGAGCACCUUACAAGACAUUAAAGUCAGGGAGAAGGCUAGCGGUUACAGUUUUCAAGACAGCACCAAGCACUAUACCCGCAAUAGAUUCAUUUAUUGGAAAAUCCGGUACGACGUUUUGGAAUUGGUCGAGCAGAGUUUGGAUAUUAAUUUAUCAGAUAACCGCGUGCGGUAUUAUUUCUAUGAAAGUCCCAUACUUGAUGGUAUAUCGGUUUGGGAAACCGCAGAAAGUGUUGUAAUUUUAGUACCGACGGUGUGUAGCGUGCACAGGUUAAGUUUCCCGCACCCCUCGAAAUUUCAUAAACAGGAUGAGUUGCUGGGUAGUCAUCCAAAUUUGGCGGCGCCUUCUAUUUUUUCAAAGGCCGAUACCGAAGAAGCGAAGAAUCGUAACAAGUACCAUCUAUUUAGUACUCCCGGUACAACAGUCGGUCACCUACCGAGAUUGGCGAGUUCCUAUUAUAAUUCUCACACAGACGACGCCAUUUUCGUCCUAGUUUACCCCGGUUCGGAAAUGCUAUUAAUAAAGCAAAAGAGCGCCGGUCCAUGCGUUUCUUUCGAACUCAAGAGUGACUCGUUAUUGCCCAGAUUUUUGGCGGGUCUCACGGAAAAAUUCAGGGGCAAAAAUUUGGAUUUGGAACUUGUGCUUAGUGUGCUGAUCCACACGAUCGAUGACGAACCCUGCGUUUUGUCUUUGAACCGCGGGGGACAGUUGAAAGUUUGGUCGUGUCUUAGGGGUCAGUGCCUGACCGCUGUUGACCUUUUGGCCGAGACGGGUUACACUGAAGGAGAGCGACCGCAAGAAGGAAUUAUCAAACGUCCCGUGGACGAUCAGGACUCGGACUGUCCGUUGGCGAUUUACAUGAAUUUUUCCAGCGGCGGUCAGUUUCACAUUUUCCGCUUGAGUAGCUCCGCGGGUCAGGAAAUACGGAUUACCAAACUGAACACUCUUAUCGCCGUCGAGAACGGCCUGAUCGAUUUUUGCCUGCAAACGGAUCGAUUGUGGUCGAUAUGGCGCGCCUCGGACGACGACUGCGUCAUCUACAAGACGUCGCUGACGUCGGACUGUUGGACGCCGGUCCUCAAGGAGGUCCUCGUCGACACCGACCGACCGAUGACGACGAAGGAGUCCGACCCACGGGAGGUCUAUCUCCAGUACUUGUUCCGUCCGGGCAGAUUUCCGCUGCACGUCAUCAGUAAAUCCCUCAAGAUCUAUAACAAGUCGAGCGUCAUCAAGACGGAGGUCAAUAUGACUUCUGUCGCGGCCCUCAAGCAGAGCAUCUGUUUGGCCAUAGAAAGCGACAUACGCAACUCUUUCAAGGACCACGAAAUCAGCGAAGAAGAAUACCUUGAAUACGCGUUGUGGUGCUGGCAAAGGUUCUACUCGUGUUGCGUGCAGUACCACCAGGAGAGCUUUCGUCCCCUAGGGUUGAUGCUGCUGCCGCAGGUGUCCGGCGCGGUAUUACUCAAAAAAUCGACUAUCGCUUUCCUACGACCCGUCGAACCUUUGGAACACAUGAUGCUCAGCGGAGAUUUGUCAUACAGAGAUCAGUUUGUCAAUUUCUCGAUGCUCGGUGAAGACGAAGACACCGCAUUGGACGUGAUGACGUUAUUUGAUGUUAUGACGUAUGUCGAUCGGCAACUGAGCGAUUCCUUCAAGAACUCCUUCGAAACGGCGUUGGCCGUUCGUCUGGCGCCCAACGACGUCAUGGCGGACUUGGUGGGAAAACUGAAAAACGAAAUGAAGUCUGAGUACAAAACGAUAUCGGACCGCGUGUGCACGUUGCUGAGUCAAUGCGCUGACUUGUAUCGCGCGGUGCACAAAGUGCUGGAACUGCUGAGGCACAACAGCGGCCUAUCGCACCCGGACAGCUCUGUCAAUCCCGCCGCUAUGUAUUACUUCAGCUCGUCGCUAGGCGUGUCGCUGGUAGCGAGUUGCCUGCGACAACAAGCGCAAAACAGAUUCGCCAUAUGCCGCGACCUUCUGCUCAUAUGCGACAUACUGAUCAAGGGCAAAGAGUUGCAACCCAACAUCUUCGAGGCGAUCCAGUCGGUGUGCAAGCCGGAAAUCGGCAUUUUGACCCAGGCCAACUACGUGGUCCUGUGGUUGACGGGACUCCCCGUCCUCAACAACACCCUGUCCGAAACCAGCUUGCAACGGCUCACGCCGAUUAGACUGACGCCAUCUUACAACAAGCGCUCGAACGGCAGCUGCAUUUCGCUGAUCGAGUUGUUCGCCGCCUCCACGGGGGGUCACGAAGCGAGGAAAAAGUUCGCGAGGGUCGAGUUUAACGGAGCCGCUAUGGCCCACUGGCACCUAUCCUUGUUGCCCCUAGUUAAUCACUUGAGAAGCGUCCUGUGGCCUUUGAAAAGUGGCACCGUUUUAGCGGAGUGGGUGAUAAGCAGCGGGCAACACGUGUGGUUGCAGGAGUACGUGAGGAUCUUAAACGGUUGGUGCGAUUGCAACACUGCCACUCAUCGUUUCCUAUUGGCCUUAUCGUUUCUAAGCAGCACGGAGAACUACAAAGCCCUGGAUCUGUUUCAGUUCGCCGCGGAGGGCGUGCUAGAUGAACCUUUCUUCCACCAGAGGGUGCUCAAAGACCAACCCGUAGAUAGGGACUGUGCACGUAUAAGUUACUACUUAAAGGUUAUCCAGCUGUUCGAGCUGCACAGGGCUCGCGAUUGCGCCAUAUCCGUAGCGGAUCUGGCGCUGGGCGUCAUAAAUCCCGAAAAUCCGCUUCUGGCCACCCUAUAUUCGAUCAAAUUUAAGCACCAUCUCGCGCUCAAACGCUACGGCGACGCUUUCUACGCGCUGAAGUCGAACCCCGAAGACGAAAGGAAGAAGGACAACCUGCGGGACCUCGUCAAGACGUUGUUAGACGAGAAGAACUUCGAUACGGUACUGAGCUUCACCUACGGCGAGCUGGACGAGCUGUUUACUUCCAUACUGCUGACCAGGGCCCGGGCCACCGACCCCGUCAGCAACGUCUUCUACGAGAUACUCUACGCGUAUCAGAUUAAGCAGGGCUCGCUGUGCCAUCGACUGGCCGCGUCGAUCAUGUACGAGCAGGCUUACCGCCUGUCGCACCUCAACACCGUAGACGCCAUCGAAAAACAAGUGAAAUGCCUCCUGGCCGCCAAAAAUAUCCUGCAACUCUGCGACGGGCGGUACGCGUGGGUGGUGCGGCCCUGCGACCCAGACGAGCAGCAGGAAGAAGUGACGCUCGACCCGUUGGCCGGUUCAGGUAACGAAGGCGAGGUGUUUCUCGUCAAGAACCAGGUGGAGGUGGUGAACGUCGACCUCAUCAAGCGGGAGCUGAGCUUCGCUUCCGCCAAGCUGCACUUGGCCAAAUUCGACGCGUCUCCCAUGUCCAACGUCACCGCCCCCAUCGAACUAGUCACCCUCCUGAGCAGUGCCGGACUGUUUAAGACGGCCCUGAACAUUUGCAAAACGUUCGGUUUGCCGCAGGCUCCCGUAUUCGAAGCGUUGACUUGGAGAUGCGUCAUCCUCAGCGAGGAAGAGAAUCCGGUGGCCUGGGAGUGGCUCGUAGAGAACGACUUGCAAGAUCUCCCGCCUAACAGGGACAGCGUCGCCAUGGUGGUCUGGCAACUGCUCCAAGACUAUCUCGCCAAAUACGAACAACCCAACGCGACGACGCUUCACAAAGUCGUGUGCAAAAAAAUCAUAAGCAUGAGGAUAUACGUGCCGUUUUGGUUGCUCGCCUCGUACAAGUUACGUAACCCCGGCGAGCUGUUGCGAAUCCUGCACGUGUCGGGACGUCUCGACGAAGCGUUCGAGGUGGCACACGGGUACCUUUUGGCCGCGUUGGGUUACGGCAAGGAGCUCUUCGGGUUCGUUAAGCCGCUAGCACCGACCUCGGAACCGUUCUGCUUGCCGGUAUACUCGCUCGAAGCGUUCAUCACGGAGCUGGAGAUGCAAAACGCUAAGAGUAUCGAGAAUCCGUUCAGAGACGAGCACAAAACGCUGAGCGAGCUUUUCGCGAGGUAUUUGGAGACAGCGACCAGGAUCACCAAUGAAAAAUGUCAGCUGGUGAUGUCGUCGUACGGCUCGAUACCGACCGCUUCGCAUAAAAUGGUCUUUUAGCGUAGCUUUUUUAUCGAGAACAAUGUACUUUUUUUUCAAGCGGGUGUAUUUUAUUUCCCGACCCCGAUACCUUUUCCCAAAAUUUUCGAAGAAUCUCGCACAGGCUACUGUAACACUCCUGAUGUUGAUGUUUUUUUUUUAAAGGGGUUUAUGCCCUCAUUUUGGAUAUGGUUAGCUGUGAAUUAAAAAUGGUAUUGAAGCAAUCCAAUUUCUAGUCAGACGCGUUAACCGACUGGUCAAGACUUUAAAAGUUGAAAUAUCUCUGAUGCUCACUAUCGCGGGUAUUACGAGGGCUACCUUUUAAAUUUUGAAAUUUGCAAUCAAAAAAACCACUUUACUUUAUUGUUUCUCAAAAUAUUCACCCUGAUGAUCAAUACAUUUUUGCAUUCGAUGAACCAAUCAUCAAACCACUUUGCCUACAUCGAUUUGGGCAGCUUCAAAACAGGCUUUUUAAACGCACCAAUCGCUUCUUCUGGUGUCAAAAAUCGUUGCCCGCGUUAUUUAUUCUUAAUGUAUUGGCAUCAAAAGAAGUCUAAAUCAGGACUAUAUGUUCAAAUCAACGUUUUUAAUGCUCAAAAGUUCUUUGUUUGCACUGAUCAGUGUCGUCGUGGAGAGUGAUUCGUCUUCGGCGGUUGGUUUUUCAAAUUUUUUCGAAGACUUUCGCCAAACAAAUGGCUGUGUACCAUUCAGAAUUGACUGUUUUACCUUUCACCAAAGAUACAGUUACAACGUGGUCAGUUUUCCUGGAAAAACAGGCUACCAUUUGGUUCAAGGUACUUUUUAACAUUUCCUUCGACCAAUCGACACGAGCCUUUUUUUGAGCUAAUGUCAAAUUGUGUGGAACACAACGCGAACAAAUUUUUGUAGAGGCCAAAUAUUCAUGCAAAAUUGUAUGUAUGCUGGUCCCACUAAUGCCUAAAGAUACCUCGAUCUCAUGGUAAGUCACGUGACGAUCCUGCAAAAUCGCCCCUUCACGAAAUUCAUCCUUAAGAAAAUUACGAUCACGACUGAAGUCCGAAAACCAGCGAUAAACAGUAAGUAGUCCUAGAUGGUGCUUUAACUCCAAAAUCGAAUUAAGUUCAUCGAUGCAUUGUUGUUGAGUUAGUCCACGUCUAAAGUUGUAAAAAAUUAUUGCACGGGAAUGCUCCCGAUUAAGUUGCAUUUUUAACCGUCGCAUUUUUUUUAAUUUAUCAUAAAAACCACCAACAACACUCUUUCGCCAAAACCUAACCUCAAAAUGUCAAACUUCCAUAGGGAUAUUCCGAUAGUAGUAAAUACGCGUAGGUACUCGAUACUUUUGAUUCGAUACCAAUUAUUUAUAGCAUCGAAUCAAUCUUGCGAUACUUACUCGGUAUCGAAACAAAAGUACUUGGUAUCAAAUCGAAUCAGCCUCACCAUUAAAAAAAAACGGAAAGUAUCAGACAAACAUAAUCU